AUGGCUACCUCGGGUACAGGUAACAUUGUAGCUCUUCUCCAAACAAAUUCUAUAAUGAACUUCGUCAUUGUUGCCACUGCGACACUUGUUGGGUUCGACCACUUGAUAACUUUCCAGCAGGAACUGGAGCUCUUCUGGAGUAGACGGUUGAAUCUGUCUUGCAUGGUCUUCUUUUUCAAUCGCUAUGUCGCUGUCAUCUACUAUGUAGCCAUGGUCCCGAUCCGGUUCUUUCCUUCAGUAACUCAGGAGUAUGGCCCAUUUAUAUCUCAGCCGAUAGCUACUGAACUCAAGCAAUCACCAGCUGCAUUGUAA
Messenger RNA from Dichomitus squalens LYAD-421 SS1, 312 nucleotides. RefSeq lists its product as uncharacterized. The transcript is spliced from 4 exons. The record is from RefSeq and is a predicted model, not a curated record. Lineage: Eukaryota; Fungi; Basidiomycota; Agaricomycetes; Polyporales; Polyporaceae. Bases 1 to 312 code for a protein of 103 amino acids.